Anoplopoma fimbria (sablefish) is the source of this 1507-nucleotide messenger RNA. RefSeq names its product early growth response 4 (gene egr4). Gene Ontology annotation, molecular function: DNA-binding transcription factor activity, RNA polymerase II-specific; RNA polymerase II cis-regulatory region sequence-specific DNA binding. Bases 1 to 993 code for a protein of 330 amino acids. The transcript is spliced from 3 exons. The record is from RefSeq and is a predicted model, not a curated record. Gene Ontology annotation, biological process: regulation of transcription by RNA polymerase II. Lineage: Eukaryota; Metazoa; Chordata; Actinopteri; Perciformes; Anoplopomatidae.
AUGCUUCUGGAGCGCGAGGACAGCUUCAUGUCGGAGUUUGAGGACGCGUGCAGCGCCUGGGUGGACAGCGUGGGUUCGAGUCCCAGCGACGGAGCCGACUCCGACGUGGGGUCACCUUUCUGCAAAGUCUUUUCUCCGGGCACCGACGCCUCUGACUCGGACUUCUUCUCUGACUUCAGUGAGUGUUCUUCGGACUCUCUGUCUCCGUCCCUCGGCUGCAGCGGAGGCUUCUCCCCGGCGGAGGAGGCGGUGCAGCCGGCGGAGGAGGCGGUGCAGCCGGCGGAGGAGGCGGUGCAGCCGGCGGGUCUGAGCAGCACCGCGGACGCCAUCCUCAACAUGAUCACGGAGAUAGUGGGGAUCUGCACGGGGCUGGAGCAGGAGGUGGACGUGUCUGCUUUCCUGGACUCCCUGCUGAGCUGCGAGGCCGGGCAGGAGGAGGUGAAGCAGGAGAAGCAGGAGAAGCAGGUGAAGCAGGUGAAGCAGGAGCCGCUGGAGGAGUGGGCCGGUGACGUCAUGCAGGUGGAGCUCCACUGCCCCCCCCCCCCGCCCUCCACCCUGGACGCGCACCUGCUCUCCUCCCUCCUGCAGGGCGCGUUCCCGACGGUCGCCCCCGCAGCCCCGAAGGCCACGCGCGCGGCCAGGAGAGCUCCCGCGAGCGGAGCGAAAGCGAAAGUGAAACCGUUCCGCUGCUCCGUGGGCGCGUGCGAGCGCCGCUUCUCGCGCUCGGACGAGCUGAACAGGCACGUGCGCAUCCACACGGGCCAGAAGCCGUUCCAGUGCGCCAUCUGCGCGCGCAGCUUCAGCCGCAGCGACCACCUGACCACGCACACGCGCACGCACACCGGGGAGAAGCCGUUCUCCUGCGAGGUGUGCGGGAAGAGGUUCGCGCGCAGCGACGAGAGGAAGAGGCACGGGCGCGUGCACGUCAAGCAGCAGCUGCGCGCGCAGAUGAUGGCCGCGUACUCGCUGGCCAUGAACGCGCCCGGCGUGUGACGUCACAGUGACUUUGGAGCUGCAGCAGGUGUUCUGUCUCACUGCGCAUGCGCGAGGUUCAGGAGGUCCAGGAGGUCCAGGUCCAGCAGGAGCAGCUCGUACAGACACAAACUCUUCUGGACUUCUCUGCAUGCUGCCGUGGAGACGUGAACGUGACGUCAGAACGUGUCUUUGACUGGAAUAACUUUUCUACGUGGAACCGCUUUCUAUUUUAUCAUCCACGGGGAGUUCUAUGUUUGUACCAUAUCUCUAUUUUUCUAGUGUUCUACCUCUCUGAGUGUGUGUGUGAAUAUGAAUAUAUAUAUAUAUUUAUUUAUAGAAGAAGCCAGAUUUCUAUGGCGGAUAAACAACGUGAUGUCACCUUUUCUAUGAAACGAUUGUACGUCGUCACUGAAUGAACUUUGUUCUAUAACUUUCAUUCCGAUAACCCGUGUUGGUACAAAGCACAAACAGAGCUGCACACCUGUGCAGGUAAAGGUUCCUCGUUCUGCAUGGAGGAUGCUGCUGUCAAUAA